Messenger RNA from Mucor velutinosus, 858 nucleotides. RefSeq lists its product as uncharacterized. The transcript has 6 exons. NCBI's taxonomy places the organism in Eukaryota, Fungi, Mucoromycota, Mucoromycetes, Mucorales, Mucoraceae. Bases 1 to 858 code for a protein of 285 amino acids. The record is from RefSeq and is a predicted model, not a curated record.
AUGAUUGAACCUCAACAUCAAAUUUUGAAUGGUAGAAAUUUUCAUGCUAAUGAGAAAGUUGCUUAUCUUUUGCCCGAGGAUAAUGAUGAAAUGAGCCGUGUUCACAAGCAACAUGUCGUCUUGAAAUAUACACUUCAAUCUAAUUUCCAGGCACCACUGCAAGAAAAGUUGGAGCAAGGUAUCACAGUGUUAGAUUCUGGUUGUGGCCCAGCAUCCUGGGUGUUUGAUAUGGCCAAAGAUUUCCCUAAUUCCAAGUUCUGCGGUAUUGAUAUUACAAGCGCUUUUUCUCAAGACACAAAGCCAAGCAACUGUGAAUUUACAAUUGCAAACAUCGCUGAAAAGAUUCCAUAUCCUGAUAAUCACUUUGAUUUUAUUCAUCAAAGAUUGCUUAUUUUGGGCUUGACAGAUGCUAACUGGGAUUUCACUCUGAAAGAAUUGCUUCGUGUAUUGAAACCUGGCGGUUAUAUUGAAUUGCACGAGCCUGACUUGCAUGAGUUAAAUAAUAUGGGUCCUUUGCUCCAGCAAUUGCAACACACCAUGUCCAACAUGCUGCAAUCAAGAGGCAUGCCACCCAAGAUUUCCAAUGAGUUGCAAGGUCGUGCUAUCAAGGCUGGAUUUGUGAAUGCUCAAGUGGAAAUAACAGCUCUCAAGCUGAACCAUGGCGGUCAAGCUGGAAAGAUGUUGUGGGAUGACUAUCAACAUGGCUACACCAACAUGCGCCCUGUCAUGGCCAUGUCUAAUGCGGAAUGGCAAGACGAAGAGCUCUAUGCGAUCCACAUUGACAACUGUGCCAAGGAAGCUGAGGCCUUGCAAACCAGUGUCAAUUGGUACACUUGUAUUGCUCAAAAACCACUUUAA